UCAACUGCGCUCUUCAGCCCCUCUAAAGCGUUUAGAUAAUUCAUCCUCCGCUGAAAAAUACCUCACAACACAGCUCUUGGAGUCGAGGUUGCUCUAGAAUACAGAGUUAUUGAGCUCGCCCUCAUUCGGCUGUGUCCGGAUUGCUUCGCCUCAUUACAUUGAGAGUGCUGCAGAGGUUUGGACCCCUCCUCGGUUUGUCAACACCGCCUCUGCACAACUCAAGGUAUGGCUUAUUCAGACUCAUGUACUGCGUGCAAAGGCAAUCGGAGCAUUUUUAUUGCGAUUGUUUUAACUUUAAGAUGGAGCGAAUGCGCGCGUGUGUGAUGCGGUUCAGUCCCAGACUGGGAUGCUGUCAUCUUGCUGUGCUGAAUAAUGUCGUGUCGCUGACUGUGUUUGGCUCACACAGAGCACCAUGUCGCUGUACCCGUCUCAGAUUAAGGCUUUCAAGAGCAGCGAGCCCAAAACCCUUGGGGCAGUGGAGAUCAUCAUUGGGUUGCUGACGGUCAUUCUGAGCACGAUUGUGUAUAAACUGCACUACCACAUCCAGCGGGAGGUCAUCAUCCUCAUCCUGAAUGGUGCUCAACUCAUUAUCACUGGAAUUGUCUUGGUGCAUACUGGUAGGAGACCAUCUAAAUGUCUGGUGGGUACAACCAUUGUUUUGCAGUUGCUAACCGCAGCAUUUGAUAUUGUCGGAUUUGGUCUCAUAGCCCGACAUGUGCCCUUUCGUGGGGAAUCCUACUAUUACAGAGACACUGAGUUCCUGGUGAAUGGCAUUUUGGGCACCUUGAUUGGUUUUUUGGUAUUGGUGUGUAUUAUCGGUUUGGUUGUGGCACUUUUUGGAGUGUAUGCCCUAUCUGUUAGUGCUAUUAAGGAGAUGACACCUAUUCCUACCUCCACUGCAAACGCACAGUAUGGUGCCGGAGGACAGGCCAGGACUAAUGUGCGUAAUGGGAACUGACAGAACAAAAUCUCUCACAGGAUAAGAUCAAUGGUUUUAGCACAGUUUCAUACCAAUCAAAAGAAACAACUGUUUCAACUCUAAAUCACACACAAUUCGAACAAAAACUUUUGUGACAAUGUAAAUAAUUUGUAAACAAAAAACAAAAACAAAAAACAACUGUUAGCUCGUUAUUUGGCUGUUUUCUCACUCUGCAGUGAAUUUUGAUGGCUAAAUAGUUGCUAGGACUUCAUUCAUUUUGCACUAAUAGACAAGUUUGUUUGCAUGAAAAUACUUUUGUAGUGUCAGUAAUGAGCAGGCCAUAGACGUGAAUGCUCUAAGACUGUACAGAAAUGUAGGUAGCAAUUCUUUUUUUUAAUAUGCUAACCAAUUUGCAAAUUAGACAGAUUAUUAGUCACAAAAUACAUGUUUGUACUGGACUACAACUGCUUUCAAAACAAAGAAAGAAAUAUGAGAGAAGAUGUAUAAUAUAGUAUAUUAUUAAUGCAAGUCUGUGCUGGGGUGCUGUAGAACAUCAUUUGCAUGAAACAUUAGUCAAAUUAUAAGGCUAGUAAUGAGAGAUAAUACUGAACAACAUUUAUUAAGCUUUUCCUCAAAAAAACAUUGAGUUCAAAAGAAUCUACCAAGGAAUCUAUCUGGCCAACUCAAACAAAAACCUUAAGAUUACACACUAGCAAUAUGUAAUGAACACUAGUAAUGUCAGUGUAUUUGUAAGAAUAUUUGCAUUUACAUUUUUAGGCAACCAGACUUGACAGACUUUACAAAAGAAUGAAAGCUUGAUAAAUAUUGCCCAGAGUACACAUGAAAGUAAGGAUGUUUCUAAUGUGGGAGAACUGUGUCAAGAUCAUCUAAGUGUUAACAAAUGAUUGGCAUUGCUUGGCUUUUUUUGUCAUCCUAUUUUAUAUUUACUGAUACUUCAGGAAAGCUAUGAUGACUGCCAACUCUGUAAGUGCCACCACUUGUGACCAAAAUUAAUGGACACUAACAACAAAAAGUAAGAGGUUGAAGCCUCACUUAAGGGCUCAGCCGGUAUAAUCUCCUCUUGUGGAAGCAUGUUAUCAGUUCACAGUACUGUCUGUGUCAGUGUGUCAUUGCCUUUACAACAGCAUGUCAGAUUUACAUUUUGCCUGUAUUCUUCAACUUCUGUAUAUGUAGUGAUGGAAAAUCAUAGACAGUGUCAUGCGUGUUUAUGUAUGAUUGAUGUUUAAAAUAAACAUGAUUUGCUAGACAACAGCAAUGGAAUAUUUUCUGCAUUAAAAAGUGUAAAUAAAGGAAAGUGCCACACCCACAAAGUAAAAUAAAUAUUCAGUAUACCUAAAAAUUUAUUAUGUUACUUUAUUUUUUCAUUUAAAAAGCACCAAAAUAGUACCCCAGUGAGGUCUAAAGUAACACACUUGUUGAUUCAAGUUCAAAUACUUGCCCUGUCCUACUCGCCUGCUCCAAUUUCAUGUGGUUCUACAGUCCCCUCCUAAAAUACUGGAACACAGGGCUAAUUCGUUGUUUUUUUGCUGUAGACUGAAGACAUUUGGGUUUAAGUUAAAAAUUAAAUAUGAGAAGAAAGUUAGAAUUUCAGCUUUUAUUCUGUAGAUGUGUUAAAUGACAAAGAACAUUUUGUAUCAGACCACCCAAUUUGUAGGUCAGCAAAAAUAUUGGAACAUGGACUCACAGAUAUUUCUUGUUACCCAGGUGUGUCUUGUUAAGUUGAUUGUUUAAACAAUAAAUAGCUCUGAACAUCUACUCAUGGUUUCAGCCUUCAGUUUCACCUGUGAAGACUGCAUUUGUUGUUAAAAAGGAUAAGCCAACAUGAAAAUCGGAGAGCUGUCUAUGGGAGAAAAGCAAGCCAUAUUGAAGCUGAGAAAAGAGGGAAAAUCAAUCAGAGGCAUUGCACAAACAUUGGGCAUAGUGACUACAACAAUUUGGAAUGUCCUGCAAAAGAAAGAAACCACUGAUGUACUGAGCAACAGACACUGAGAACAACAGCAGCUGAAGACAGAAACAUUGUGAGAGCUGUGAAGAAAAACACAAAAACAACAAUCAGUGACAUUACCAACAACCUCCACAGGACACUCUUGAAGGUAUCA
Messenger RNA from Ictalurus furcatus (blue catfish), 3039 nucleotides. RefSeq lists its product as uncharacterized. Lineage: Eukaryota; Metazoa; Chordata; Actinopteri; Siluriformes; Ictaluridae. The coding region runs from base 413 to 958 and encodes 181 amino acids. The record is from RefSeq and is a predicted model, not a curated record. Gene Ontology annotation, cellular component: membrane. The transcript has 6 exons.